AUUUCGAGCGCUCAUUGGGCUUGGGACGGACUUUCAUCUCACCAUGCCUCAGAAUGAAUAUAUUGAGGAGCAUAUCAAACGACAUGGACGACGGUUAGAUUACUAUGAGCGAAAGCGCAAGCGUGAAGCACGUGAAGCACAUCGUUCGUCCGCAACCGCUCAAAAGUUAUUUGGUCUGAAAGCCAAGCUUCUUCACGCUAAGCGACAUGCCGAGAAGGUUCAACUCAAGAAAACUCUUAAAGCACAUGACGAGCGAAAUGUCAAACAAAAAGACUCCGGCUCUGUUCCUGAUGGUGCUUUGCCCACAUACCUUCUCGAUCGCGAGGGACAGAAGGAUGCCAAGGCAUUAUCGACUGCCAUCAAGGAGAAACGAAAAGAUAAAGCUGCCAAGUAUGCUGUGCCGUUGCCUAAAGUCAGAGGGAUUGCGGAAGACGAGAUGUUCAAGGUUAUGCGGACUGGAAAGAGCAAGAAGAAGGCAUGGAAGAGGAUGGUGACGAAGGCGACGUUCGUUGGAGAGGGUUUCACGAGAAAACCGGUGAAAAUGGAGAGAUUCGUCAGACCAAUGGCACUUCGGUAUAAGAAAGCAAAUGUCACACAUCCUGACCUCAAAGCAACAUUCCAGUUGCAAAUCCUCGGUGUCAAGAAAAACCCACAGUCACCAAUGUAUACCCAACUCGGUGUUCUUACCAAGGGUACCGUUAUCGAGGUCAAUGUUUCGGAGCUUGGUAUGGUGACUGCUGGAGGAAAAGUUGUAUUUGGGAAGUACGCCCAGAUCACCAACAAUCCCGAAAAUGAUGGAUGCAUCAACGCCGUUCUACUUGUUUGACGACGCUCGUUAAGAGUCAUAAUGGCUGUAUCUCGUAGGUUUAUGUAUACUCUUACCCCAUGCCCAUACGUGCUUUGAUUCUACAUAUAUGCUGCACUAAUAGACGGAUGUAUUAUUG
Somion occarium is the source of this 944-nucleotide messenger RNA. NCBI's taxonomy places the organism in Eukaryota, Fungi, Basidiomycota, Agaricomycetes, Polyporales, Cerrenaceae. The record is from the annotation of a GenBank genome assembly.